Molecule: messenger RNA, 4075 nt
Organism: Heterocephalus glaber (naked mole-rat)
Lineage: Eukaryota; Metazoa; Chordata; Mammalia; Rodentia; Bathyergidae
Source: RefSeq, a predicted model, not a curated record
CACAACUCCCCGUAGGCGGUGUAGGCGCGUGCGCGGUGUAGGAGCCCGGGCGGCAGCAUGGCUGCGCUGCGCUGGGGCCGAGGUGCGGCGGAUCUCAGCAGGGCGUUGCGGUCCUCUGGCCCCCCCUGCAACACGGCCAAAGAAGGGAUCCUCGGUGGCCUCUGGAGUCCCAGAAGGAACUCCUCUGCCAGCCCCUGUGAGCAGGAACGCCGGAAGGACUGGGGCCAUGUAGAACUACUGGAGGUACUGGAGGCCCGGGUGCGGCAGCUGCAGGCAGAGAGCGUGUCUGAAGUGACAGUGAAGAGGGUGGAGGUGGCUCAAGUCUCCGCUGACAGUGGCAGGGCUGGUGGCACCCUGCCACCUGUCAAGGCCAAGCUAAGGAUCUCCGGGGCCUGGGGAAGGAAGCUGGACCAGGACCAGCAGAUGCUACAGAAGCAGCAAAAGUUAUUGCAGGAGAAGCUGCAGGCAAAGGGUCAGUUCCUGGUCCCCGAGUUCAAGCUCAGGGGUAAGGCCAAGGCCAAAGCCAAAGCUAAGCCCACAGCCAUGGCCAUGGCCAAAUCCCCCACCAAGCCCAUGGGCACGUCCACAACUGCAUCCAAGGCCAAGCCAUUGGCCACAGCUGCACCCAAGGCCAAGCCAUUGGCCACAGCUGCACCCAAGGCCAAGCCAUUGGCCACAGCUGCACCCAAGGCCAAGCCAUUGGCCACAGCUGCACCCAAGGCCAAGCCAUUGGCCACAGCUGCACCCAAGGCCAAGCCAUUGGUCACAGCUGCACCCAAGGCCAAGCCUGCAGCCAUGGCCGAACUGCCACUCUCUGAGCCCCAACUGGUGAGUGAGCAGCUGGCCAGUGAGAAAGGCAGAACGGAGAGACUAGCAGAGAAGCCUGAGGAGUGGGAUCCCUUCCAGCUGUCUGUGGCUCCCCUGAAUCUGAGCUGGAGCAAGCCACAGGGCCCACUGAACCUGGAGCAGCAGGCACGGCAGCAGAGGUUUCAGGCCUUCUUCGAGUGCUGCCUGGCCACCGAGCAGGUGACCCUCGCCCACCACAUGUUGGUCAGAAAACACUUCUCGAAGUCCAAGCACUGGUGGAUCACGCAAGCCAUGUACAACACCGUCAUGCUCGGCUGGGCUCGAGAGGGUUCCUACAAGGAACUGUUGUCUGUGCUGAGGAUGAUGAAAUACAACGGCUUCACCCCAGAUUUGCUUUCCUACGCCUCUAUCCUGCAGUGCAUGGGGCGGGUGGAUCAGGAUGUCACCAUCAUCCAAAGGUGUCUGGAGCAGAUGGCCCAGGAUGGUGUGCAGCUGGAGCAGCUGUUCUACGAGGAGACCCUGUCCAACGAGGAGAGGGCUGCGAUGCUGCGGGCUGUGCUCAAGGCCAAGCCCGACUUCCGGCUGCCACAGCCCUCACCACAGGUCAACACCUCGCCGCUGCUCCGGGAGGUCUACUCCAAGGAUGGCCCUGUGUCCUACCCGAGGCUGCACCUCCCCCUGAAGACACUGCAGGCCAUGUUCCAGCAGCAGCUGAGUGUGGAGCUGGCCAGCAUCGUCCAUGUUGAGUCCGUGGAAAAGACCUUGUCGCCAACCCAGGAGACCCUGGAGGCGCGGAAGACCCUGGCAGCCCUGCACACAACCUGGGAGUCUGAGCUGCAUAGCCAGCUGCAGAAGGCCAAGGCCCACCUGGCCAAGGUCACAAGCUACGGGCAUCCCACGCUCUACCCCUUCCUGUGCACGGUCCCCGAGGAUGAGCUGGUGCAGAUGCUCCUACAGUUCCUGCACACAAUGCCCGCCCAGGGCGAGCCGUUCGUGUACGUGGUGCACCGGCUGGCCAUGCAGACCUUCCAGCGGCACAUCGUGCAGCAGAGGCGGUGCCGUGGCCAGCUGCUGGCGCUGGAGCAGCGGUACAUGCAGUACCUACAGCUGCUUGCCUCUGACACCCAGGUGGCUGAGCCCUGCCUGCCACGGCAGCACUGGGAGACGCUGGGGCCACCCGAGCCUGCACCACCACAGGUCUGGCCCCUCAUGGAGCUCCUGUCACUGGGCAAGCUUCUCCUAGAGAUCCUGGUGCAGUCAGUGCAGCUGCCGCCCAGCCUGGCCCUACCUCAGAGCUCCUCCUCCCAGCCAGUCCCUGUGCUGUACCACGUGUAUACCUUCCGUGGUAUACGCCAGAUUGGCUUCCUGAGGCCACACCCGGCCUUCAUUCAGCUGCUGGACGAUGCUGCAGAGCCCUUGAUGAUCUUUGAGGCAACCGACAUGCCCAUGCUGUGCCCCCCACUGCCCUGGGCCUCGUCACAGUCUGGAGGCUUCCUGCUGAGCCCCACCAAGCUGAUGCGCUCUGUGGAUGGCUCCCUGCAGCACCAGAACCUGCUGGACAGCUGGCCGCCCACCGAGCUGCAUGGCGCCCUGGACACCCUCACGCAGCUGGGCAACUGUGCCUGGCGUGUCAAUGGGCGCGUGCUGGACCUGGUGCUGGAGAUCUUCCGCAACAAGGGCUGUGCGCGCCUGGGUGUACCGCCACCUGCCUCUGAGGCACCGCGUCCACCGCUGGAGGACUUGCCACCCAAUGCCUCACCGCAUCGCAAGGCUGAGCUGCGGCAGGAGGUGGCCAGCUGCCUGAAGAUCGCACGGGAGAUGCAUGGCCUGCGGCGGGAGGCCUUGUACCGCCUGUCGCUGGCCCAGCACCUGCGGCACCAGGUCUUCUGGCUGCCGCACAACAUGGACUUCCGCGGCCGCAGUUACCCCUGCCCGCCCCACUUCAAUCACCUGGGCAGCGACCUGGCCCGUGCCCUGCUGGAGUUUGCUGAGGGCCGCCCACUUGGCCCCCAUGGUCUUGACUGGCUCAAGAUCCACCUGAUCAACCUCACUGGGGUCAAGAAGCGUGAGUCACUCCGCGUCCGCCUGGCCUUUGCCAACACCGUGAUGGAUGACAUCCUGGACUCAGCUGACCAGCCCAUGACGGGCCGGAAGUGGUGGAUGGAAGCUGAGGACCCCUGGCAGACACUGGCGUGCUGCAUGGAGGUGGCUGGGGCUGUGCGGUCCCCAGACCCUGCUGCCUAUGUGUCCCAUCUGCCCAUUCACCAGGAUGGCUCCUGCAAUGGCCUGCAGCAUUACGCCGCCUUGGGCCGAGAUAGUGUGGGCGCUGCCUCUGUCAACUUGAUGGCCUCGGACAAGCCACAGGAUGUGUACAGUGGGGUGGCUGCACAGGUGGAGGUGUUCCGCACUCAGGAUGCGAAGCAGGGGCUGAAGGUGGCCCAGGUGCUGGAGGGCUUCAUCAGCCGCAAGGUGGUGAAGCAGACAGUCAUGACCGUGGUCUACGGGGUCACCCUCUACGGCGGGCGCCUGCAAAUCGAGAAGCGCCUCCGCGAGCUCAGUGACUUCCCACAGGUCUUUGUGUGGGAAGCCUCCCGUUACCUGGUGCGCCUGGUCUUCAAGAGCCUCCAGGAGAUCUUCUCAAGCACCCGGACCAUCCAGCACUGGCUGACCGAGAGCGCCCGCUUAAUUGCCCAGGCGGGCUCAGCCGUGGAGUGGGUCACACCCCUGGGCAUUCCCAUUAUCCAGCCCUACCACCGGGAGUCCAAGUUGGUGCUCAGAGGCGGCCUCCAGAGCAUCACCUGGAACAGCUCCGUGGAUCCCACCAGGAAGCCCAACACGAUGAAGCAGAAGAAUGGCUUCCCGCCCAACUUCAUCCACUCUCUGGACUCCUGCCACAUGAUGCUCACAGCCCUGCAUUGCUACAGGAAGGGCCUGACCUUCGUCUCUGUGCAUGACUGCUUCUGGACACACGCGUGUGACGUCCCCAUCAUGAAUCAGGUGUGCCGAGAGCAGUUCAUCAGGCUGCAUAGCCAGCCCAUCCUGGAGGACCUGUCCGCCUUUCUGGUGAGGCGCUUCUGCUCGGCAGACAGAGCCGAGCUCGGGACAGACACCAGGCAGCUGCUGGAGACGCUGUUAUCCGUGCCGCAGAAAGGGGACUUUGACCUGCAGCAGGUGAAGAGCUCCACCUACUUCUUCAGCUGACGCAGGUCCUGCCCGCUGUCCCCGGGCGCCCCAUGCACAGUGUAAAUAAAGUCUGUCACCACCCACA